This is a messenger RNA of Myzus persicae (green peach aphid), 2340 nucleotides long. RefSeq names its product pre-mRNA-processing factor 19 (gene Prp19). Gene Ontology annotation, cellular component: cytoplasm; U2-type catalytic step 1 spliceosome; Prp19 complex. The coding region runs from base 251 to 1792 and encodes 513 amino acids. The record is from RefSeq and is a predicted model, not a curated record. The transcript is spliced from 9 exons. Gene Ontology annotation, biological process: mRNA splicing, via spliceosome; DNA repair; protein ubiquitination. Gene Ontology annotation, molecular function: ubiquitin protein ligase activity; protein binding. NCBI's taxonomy places the organism in Eukaryota, Metazoa, Arthropoda, Insecta, Hemiptera, Aphididae.
GUACAUAUUUUGUAGACUAGUAGACUGUAGUUACCUAUAUUAUAAUUUAUAGUUUAAUAGUUUAUACAUUUCAGAUUUUGGGAGUCUGGAGUCGGGACUUUGGUCUUUGGGUCGACAGUACUCGACUGAGGAUUGUGUUUGAAUGCGUUAUUAAAUAUUUUAAUGUGUUUAGUGUAGAGUUCGUAAAACGUUCAGCCGAUUGUUUACAUAUUAAAGUUGUGCUCAAGUCGUACGCGCUAACAAACUCAUCAUGUCGUUAGUGUGUGCCAUUUCUAAUGAAGUACCAGAGCAUCCCGUGGUAUCACCAGUCUCUGGAUCAAUUUUUGAAAGACGUCUUAUAGAAAAAUAUAUCAAGGAAAACAAUACCGAUCCUAUAAAUGGCGAAGAAUUAACUGUUGAACAAUUAGUGGAUAUAAAAACUGCCUCCAUCGUCAAACCUAAACCUGUGACUGGCACUAGCAUUCCUGCAAUAUUGAAAAUGCUUCAAGAUGAAUGGGAUGCAGUGAUGUUACACGCAUUUACACAAAGACAACAGUUGCAAACUGCUAGACAAGAAUUGAGUCAUGCUUUGUACCAGCAUGAUGCUGCUUGUCGUGUGAUAGGUCGUUUGACUAAGGAAGUGACAGCUGCUCGUGAGGCUUUGGCUACACUGAAACCUCAAGCCGGAAUUUCGGUUGCUGAUUCAUCUGCAAAUGCUGGACCUACUACAAUACCACAACCUGCAAUUGCUAUGGAAGCAGCUGGAGUGCCGAAUCAGCCCACCGAAGAAGCAGGUAUAACUGAUGAAAUUAUUAAGAAACUACAAGAGAAGGCUACAGUUUUAACACAAGAGAGAAAGAAACGGGGACGUACAGUUCCAGAAGACUUAAUGGACCAAGAAUCAUUGAAAGGAUUUAAAACAUUGGCAUCCCAUCCAGGUCUUCAUAGUGCUAGUGUACCAGGAAUAUUGUCUUUAGACAUACACAGUGAAGAUACUAGUAAAAUUUUGACUGGUGGAAAUGAUAAAAACGCUACAGUAUUUAAUAAGGAUACUGAACAAAUCAUAGCUGUUCUGAAAGGUCAUACAAAGAAGGUCACACGAGUCAUUUAUCAUCCAAAUGAGGAUGUUGUGAUAACUGGAUCACCUGAUACAACAAUUCGAGUAUGGAAUGUUGGUGCUUCUAAUCCCUUAUCUCAAAUAAUUAGAGCUCAUGAAGGUCCUGUAACUGGAGUGUCGUUGCAUCCAACUGGGGAUUAUGUUUUGUCAACAUCUGUUGAUCAGAACUGGGCAUUCUCUGAUAUUCGCACAGGAAAACUAUUAACCAAAGUUUCAAGUCAAACUUCAAACAAUACUCUAACUACUGGACAAUUCCAUCCUGAUGGACUUAUUUUUGGAACUGGUACUUCAGACUCAAAUGUUGUGAUUUGGGAUUUGAAGGAACAAUCAAAUGUGGCAACGUUUUCAGGACAUUCUGGACCAAUUACAGCCAUAUCAUUUUCUGAAAAUGGUUACUAUCUUGCUACUUCAGCAGAUGACUGCUGUGUAAAACUUUGGGAUUUACGUAAAUUAAAGAACUUUAAGACUCUUGUCAUGGAUGAUGGAUAUGAAAUCAAAGACUUAUGUUUUGACCAAAGUGGAACUUAUUUGGGUGUUGCAGGAACUGAUGUUCGUGUUUAUAUGUGUAAGCAAUGGCAAGAAUUAAAAGUGUUCAAUGAUCACACAGCAUUGGCUACAGGAAUUAGAUUUGGAAAACAUUCCCAAUUUAUUGCUUCUACCAGUAUGGACAGAACACUGAAACUUUAUGGAAUUUAAAGCAGACGUUUUGUAAGCUAUGACUCAAUUUUAGGUUAAAAUAACUGUUAAGGUGUAUACCUUUUUUACUUGCAAUAUUGCACAAAAACUUUAGACUUUAUUAAUAAAAGAAGAAACCCCUAAAAUCAUGUUUGAAAUUCUUUUUUGUUUAUAUUAAUUUAUUUCCUUAAUAUGUAUAGAAAAAAGAUGUUUUUCAGUUUUCACCUUUAGUAGUACAAAUGACUGAAUAACUGUAGCUUAUACAUUUAUAAAUUAUCAAACAAGACUCUGGUUAGGUAUUUUCGUACAUCAUUUAUAGGGCUCUGAAGUUGAUGACCUAAAACACUUUUAAAGUGACUUCAAAUAGUAUAUCAAUUAUUUAAAAAUGAUUAAAAAAAUGAUCGAAAUAUUUUCAUAAAAUGCAAAAAAAUAACUUGUUUGUUUUGAUUAAAAAUAAUUUUUUUUUAAACAUGUUAAGAAUUGAAAUCUUAAUUUAAAGCAAUGUCAAUAAAAUGUUUUAAAUUAAUAAUAAUGAUACCUCAUCAAAUAUAUUAAAUUAUCAUUAUAUA